Molecule: messenger RNA, 945 nt
Organism: Anopheles nili
Lineage: Eukaryota; Metazoa; Arthropoda; Insecta; Diptera; Culicidae
Product: LHFPL tetraspan subfamily member 2a protein
Exons: 2
Coding region: 1-681 (226 amino acids)
Cellular component (GO): membrane
Source: RefSeq, a predicted model, not a curated record
AUGUGCGGUGGCGGAUUGCUUAUUACGGGCCGGAGCUUUCUCUGGUUCGUGGUGACGCUGAUCGCGUGCAUGACGUUGUUCGGAGCGAUCGUUCUGCCGAAAUGGCUCAUAGGGCCCGAGGUGAUACAGAUCCCCAACGAGGAAGGCAACUUUACCGUUUACCGUCACCCCUCGGUUGGAAUUUAUAACAGAUGCAAGCGCAUGGGCCGCUCGGAGUAUAACUGCGGUAACUUCGACUUGAACGGGCUGAUGACGGACCCAAGCGUGUUUCCAGUUCCGUGGAAGAUCACAAUGUUCCUGAUGUGCGUCGGAACGAUCCUGCUGGGGCUCACGUUGGUUUGCAUGCUCGUGACCUGCUGCCGUCUGCAUUCGUUCUUCGGCUUUAGCAUGCACAAGCUGCUGUGCAUCUUCCAGGGCAUCUCGGCCAUGAUGGUGAUGUGCGGCUACCUGAUCUACCCGCUCGCCUGGGACGUCCCACGGGUGCGAACUCUCUGCGGACCUGACGCGGAACCAUAUUCGCCUGCCGACUGCGCGCUGGGUGUAUCGAUCUACCUUGGGGCCGUCGGCGUGGUGCUCGUGUUCCUGUCCACCGUUUUGAGCCUGAAGGCAGAGACAGCGUACUACGGUGCUAAAGCGCAGCGCCGCGUCGAAGACGGCCAGGUGCUGGUGUGCGUGAUGUAGUUCCGCGGGCGGAAGUCCUACUCAAUACCGAAUCUCUCUAUCAACCGGAACGCAGCUCGUAUCGCAGUGAUUGCGCGAUACCGUUAGUGAGUAAGACAUGAGACGCUGAAUUGAGGAAGCAGCGUUCAAGGAUGCUGGGUUUCCGUCACCAGCAUGGAUCCAAUCGCCCGCGUGGGAUCCGAUUCGUGUUCCGAUAUACCCACAUUUUUGUCACGUUUUGGCUACAGCCCAAAUUACAAACCAAAGCCAAACAGGAACAGAUAA